This is a messenger RNA of Erythranthe guttata (spotted monkey flower), 1107 nucleotides long. Its product is annotated as putative 2-oxoglutarate-dependent dioxygenase AOP1. The record is from RefSeq and is a predicted model, not a curated record. NCBI's taxonomy places the organism in Eukaryota, Viridiplantae, Streptophyta, Magnoliopsida, Lamiales, Phrymaceae.
AGAGAAUAUUCGAAAAAAACGAAAGAUGGUUUCUGAAAGCAUGCAGCUCCCAAUCAUAGAUUUCUCCGAUCUCAAACGAGAAACACCAAAUUGGGAAUCCGUGAAAACCCAAGUGAGAGAAGCUCUCGAAGAGUACGGUUGCUUUGAGGCCAAAUACGACCAAAUUCCUCUCCAUCUUCGAAAAUCAAUAUUCGAUGUUUUGCAACAACUCUUUGAUCUCCCUCUGCAAAACAAACUACGUAAUAGGUCCAACAAACCCUACCAUGGUUACGUUGGACAAUAUGCAAUGGUUCCGUUGUACGAAAGCUUGGGAAUCGACGAUGUGCUCUCCCCUGGAAAUAUCGAAACAUUCACCAAUCUCAUGUGGUCCGAAGGAAAUCCCGCUUUUAGCCAAACUGUACAAUCAUUCUCGGAUCAAUUGUCCGAAUUGGACAAGAUUAUGAGGACAAUGGUAGUGGAGAGCCUCGGGCUCGAAAAGUACGUCGACGAACACAUAGAUUCGACGAAAUACCUUGUUCGAGUUCAAAAGUACGAUGGACCUCAAACCGACGAAACUAAGCUUGGAUUGUCUUCCCACACGGACAAGAACACGAUGACGAUAUUGUAUCAAAAUACGGUAAGUGGAUUAGAAGUUCUCACAAAAGAUGGACAAUGGAUCACUGCUCAGCCCUCACCCGAUUCUUUCAUUGUCAUGAUCGGUGAAUCUUUCCAUGCAUGGACGAAUGGUCGACUUUACCCUCCAUAUCACAGGGUAAUGAUGACCGGAGAAGAAGCAAGGUACUCGAUCGGACUAUUUUCAGUCCCGAAAUCGGGAUACAUAAUUAAAGCACCCGAAGAAUUGGUGGAUGAAGAGCACCCGUUACUCUUCAAGCCCUACGAUCAUGUUCAGUUUCUCGAUUUUUACUACACUCAAGCCGGUCAGACUUCUAAAAGCGCGCUAAAGGAAUAUUGUGGGGUCUAAUAAAUGAAAAAAAACCCUUCUAAAAUUCGAAUAAUUGAGCAUCUCCAGUUGUAAUAUUAUGUGUAUCUGUUUGUGUGUUUUUGUUUGUAUAUGUGUGCAUGAUGAGAUGCUGUUUUAAUUUAUAUGAAAGUACGCCGGAUUGAUGA